Capra hircus (goat) is the source of this 1289-nucleotide messenger RNA. It is a transcript of the gene C3H1orf162, whose product is annotated as chromosome 3 C1orf162 homolog. Lineage: Eukaryota; Metazoa; Chordata; Mammalia; Artiodactyla; Bovidae. The record is from RefSeq and is a predicted model, not a curated record. The coding region runs from base 454 to 792 and encodes 112 amino acids. The transcript has 6 exons.
GUCACUAAGCCCCCGGGGAAGCUGGCGACUUCCAUGGUCUCAAAACACUUAAAAGCCUGCCUGGUCUGCACUUAACACCAUUUGCUUUUCAUUUUUCUCUAUCAACCUUACUUCCUUGGCUGGAAUAAACGAGAUUAUGACAUGCUUGAUGACAGUGAUAAUGUCAGACCGCUGUGAUCCCCGCCACAUCUGACAUGGUAGUUCCAUAUUCAAUGAAUACUUCGUGUCAAAAGAUAUAAAAGUUCUCUGCUUGCAGAAUGAAAAAAAAUACAGGUUACCGCAAAUAGGAAGUUGGCCCUUGAGACAAGAACUUUGCGACACACAGCUUAAUGGCAGUAAUCACUGUUUCAUCAUUCUGAGAAACAGGAAUGGUAACAGAAGCAGCAAGUGAAAAGCUCCGUCUUAGACAAUGACAUCUUACAACUGGACUUUGUCUUAAAAGGGGAAGGCAACAUGGGAAGCCAAAUGUCCAAACCUGAACCAAACGAUAAGGGACCAGGCACCCACCCCACCACAGCCUCGGCAGUGACCUCUGCACCCUGCCCCUCUGGCCACCUCAGCAAAGAACAUUUGGUCUUAGCCUUUUUUGCUGGGGUUAUACUGACACUGCUGCUGAUGGCCUUUGUCUUCCUCAUCAUAAAGAGCUUCAGAAAAUGCCCCAUGGGUGAGACUUGUUCCUCUUCUUCCUGGCACUUGCAGCAGGUCAUUCCAGUCCCCAGACCCUGGAUCCUCCUUCAGAUCAUCCAGCCAAGCUUUCAUCCUCAGAGGAGGUGCUUACCUAUGCCAGCAUGAUUUUCAAAGCCCCCAAAGAAAACGGCGCUCACCUGACCGAGAGUGUGCAGAAUGCUGUAUACUCGGAUCCUGCUGUCUAUGCUCAGGUUAAAGUGACAAACUCACCUUGCCUCUCCAGUGAGGCUUGAGUCCAGUUCCUUUUAUCUCACCUCCAUCUUCAUCCAUCAUUUUCCAUUUUAACAAAUUCUGGACUAUGACCAGAUGAAACCACAGCUGGAGCUGUCUGGAUGUACUUGGACAAUGCUAGUCCCCAGUUUGAAGACCAAGGGUCAAUCUUUUCCUGGCCUGAGAAAAGGUCUAUGGCCCUCCCACUUGAACCAACAGCCUGUUAGACUGUUGAGAGCUGAGAGUACCUCCCCUGUCACCUUCUAAAAAGUGUGAUAUAGAGCUCACAGCACCAAGAGUGUUCCCUUGGCAUCAUUGAUUUACUUGGGAAGAGUCAACCAAAUGAACAAUCCGGGUUGGAUUACAAAUAAAAGCAGACUCUGCAAUGCUGA